Molecule: messenger RNA, 2490 nt
Organism: Sabethes cyaneus
Lineage: Eukaryota; Metazoa; Arthropoda; Insecta; Diptera; Culicidae
Product: sorting nexin-8-like
Exons: 6
Coding region: 550-2094 (514 amino acids)
Biological process (GO): retrograde transport, endosome to Golgi
Molecular function (GO): phosphatidylinositol binding
Source: RefSeq, a predicted model, not a curated record
CUGUGCAGACUGAUUCCGCGUGCUGUGAGGUUUGUUGUUGCGUCUUGCGUAUAAGCGUUGUCCGUUGUCCCUGGGCGCAGUUGAUGAAUGUGAAUUUUCGUGAAUCCCGUGAGCUGGAGAGAAGUUUCAAUCUUGAGGGCGAAUAUGUGCUCAGCUUUGUGUUUUUGAAGUGAAUACUCAAUGCAAAUUGUGAUUAGUGAUUGUUUUUCUUUCAAUAGUAACGGAAAUUAUUCAGCUUACAAUAGCACUCGCAAUUAGUUGCUAGAAAUCUAUGUACAUUCUAGACCUUGUCCGCCUAUUAUUGUUGGCAUCAUAAGAAACCGCGUUGUGUAGUUGAGCGUUAACCGCUGCUAGACGCCAACAAAACAUACUGUUUUCUAGUGCUACUGCUAAGAAAAAUUGCAAGACAAUCACCGUCACCAGAUAAAGUGAUUGAGAGAAAAAUAUCGAUCGCUUCCUGCUCAAAUGUUACGCCGUGCCCUCCCCUGACAGGCAAAAGAAGUGUUAUAAUUGUGUCGAGAUAAAUCAAUAUCAGCAGUAGUACGAAAAAUGUCAACGAUGGUUGAAUCAUCUCCAGUUGCUAUGGUCACAAUAUCUCGCAGUUCUUUGUCCACCAAAAGUGCGGAAUUGGAUAGUGGCAUGAUUAGCGAUAGUCGUUUCGGUGCCGUUGACCCGUCUCGUUCGCCCUCUGUCGGAGAGACGUUUGUUUCCGCUGGAACCGACGGUCCAGUGUCAUCUUCGGAUUCCGAUUCCGACGAUGAUUCGAGUGAAGGUGAAGGAAACCAGCAGCGGCGCGGUGAAGGGUCUUCGUUGAACAACACUAAUCACAACUCGGUCACCGCAUUCGACCACGUAUCAUCGUUACCGCUGGAGGAUGGCACUGUCGGUGGCAUUCGGCCGCUAUCACCGGGCGAGGGACCAUCCGGAUCGACGUCCAUGUCGCUAUCGAUGGGAUCUAUGGGAGACGAGCUUGCCGAUAGAAGCCCAAGCCAACCGCUUAUAGUGGUAACACUAAUCCCGGAGAAGAAAAGCAUCUUUCUGAAGUAUUCAGAGUAUGAGAUAAAGGCAAGGGCCUACGAUACGGUGGUGCGCAGACGUUACAAGGACUUUUUAACGCUGUUCAAUUACCUGGUCGAGAAAUACCCCUAUCGUAUAAUACCCAAACUGCCGCCCAAGCCGCUUCUUUCGGACUCUCACUUUGCGGAACGCAGCCGUAAUCUGCAGACAUGGCUCACGAUACUGUCGAUGCAUCCCGUGCUGGGCAGCUCCCCGAUAUUGGUGACCUUUUUGAGCGACAAAACGGAAGAGUACCUGUUUCGAAUGAAUGUCAAGUACGAAAAGCAGAUCGACGAAUUCGGCCGUCUGCGUAAGGAUGUUGAUCUGCCGAUGGAAGAUCUGGAAAAACUGACGGCCGGACGGGACCGGCUGCAAAAGGUGCACCAAUCGUUGCGCCAGUUGCGGAAAAUUUUCGACGAGCAGGCAUCUCGCGCCGAAGGGCAGGCCCGCGACAUGGCCGAAGUCGAUUUGAUACUGCAAGGUCUCGAAGUACCGAACGUGUUCGGCCACAACACGUUCGACGAGCUGUCACAAAGUGCUCAAACGGUUGCACGACAUUCCGAAACGUACGUCCAGCUGCAGCGACAUGCCGUUAACGAGCGCAUCCACGUGCUGAUGGAGGUGCUCUCGGCGCACAACGAUCUGUGCGAUAGAGUGGAGAAAGGAAUCUUUGCCGACCACCAGAAAGCUCUCUCGAAGUCACAUGGCACUGGCAAAUCGAAAACGACAGGUGCCACGAGCAGUAGUACACUUAAUGUUGACCCUGCACAGCAACCCGAGGAGUCGCAGCCCCGUGAAGUAGUGGAUCAGUGCGGACGUCGUUGCGCUUUCGCCCUGCAGUGUGUCCGUAGUGAAACAUCGCUUACCGAGAAGUAUCUUCACUCGCUACCGUCGAUUCUGCUCGCCUAUGCCCAUGAGGAGUCCCAAUAUCACAGCAAGGUAACCGACAUCGAAUUCAUUCGUGCCAACCGUUGGAAAUGUUUCAUAAAUUUCUCUUUUGCCGCAGAUGUCGAAGAUUUGGCAUCAGCUAGUAGCUAACGAAUCUUCUAAAUUGUGCUAAUGAACGAUUUCCGCAACCUAGUGACGACUUACCUUGGGCUAUCCUGGGUUUGUCCCAGUUGCUCGUAUCGGUUUUUUACCGCUUUUGUUUUUAAAUAAAGCACAAUUUUUAACAUGCAGUAUUUGAAAAUAGUCUAAUUGUAAAUUGAAUAAGAAAUAAAAGUGGGCUUUAGCCCUGUACAAGUAUAUACAUUGAAAACGGUAGCGGUUACAUUAGCACGUUAUCUUGAAACUAGCUUAUGCCGAAGUAUUACCUGCGUUUCAAAAAAGUUUAUAGUUUUAGGUGUUUUUAACUUCUUACGUUUAUCACAGUUGGUUUUAAGUUGGUCAGGAGAUGAUGAUAUUAUAUUUAAUUGUUGCUUUAUAAAAAUAUAC